Messenger RNA from Aureobasidium namibiae CBS 147.97, 1908 nucleotides. RefSeq lists its product as uncharacterized. Bases 1 to 1908 code for a protein of 635 amino acids. Gene Ontology annotation, molecular function: transcription coregulator activity. Gene Ontology annotation, cellular component: cytoplasm; SBF transcription complex. The record is from RefSeq and is a predicted model, not a curated record. NCBI's taxonomy places the organism in Eukaryota, Fungi, Ascomycota, Dothideomycetes, Dothideales, Saccotheciaceae. The transcript has 3 exons.
AUGACAAAAUCCAAAAAAUCAACUGCAAAGCCACGACAGACGCCUUAUCCGACACCUGCGACUCCUGUCAACCCUAACUCUCGAUCUGCACAUUCAAAUCCUAGCACGAGAUCUUUUCCACCAGCUCCCAAGUUCUUCCCGACGUUUACAAAUUUCGCAUUUCCACAAACGACCUUGACAGCAUACGAGGAACAACAAAGCCUCUGCGCCUUCAUUGAAGAUCUGCAGAAUGGCACUGGUACUGUGGAUGAGAGUGGGAGUGUUGGCCUUGCUGGCAUUCGUGAUCCUGAAAGAUUUGACGAGAGCGCAUCUGAAAAUGCUGAGGGAGAAGAAUCUCGACGAGGACGAGAAGGAGAGUCUACGAGAAUUGACAAAGAUGGUGGUAUUGGUCGGGCUGAGGGUCCUACACAGAGGCUGGCUCUAAGCGAAGAGGAGGGAGGCAAAGAAAUGGUGUGUUCGUCGUUCGACAAAGGUCAGGACAAGUCAUUCACUGGACCUCUGCGAAACUUACCGCCAGCCCUCGACCCAAACCCUCCACAUCAACAGCAGAAGUCACCAACCCACUCUCAUUCACCGGACCCUUUCACAGAAGAGCAGACAAAGCUUGCCGAACUACUUGUACCUGUAGCAGAAUUCAACGACAAAACACCUUGGCCAACACCUUUCCAUGAGCAACCACUUCCACCUCCAGACUGGCAUGCCGAAUGUCCAGAUGGCUACGAACCUUCAAUUACUGCUGGAUACCCUCAGAGAAGACAGUAUCCGAUCUACAGUCUGGCAGCCCAUGAUGCAGACGUCGUGCUAGAUGAAUCGGAUCCGAGCAUACCGGUUCCUGGAGUUGGGAAACAUUUUGAAAUGCAUCCGUCAGGCCCGUCCGUAAACCCCGCGACGCGCAUGCCACCACCACCAUAUGCCAAUCAGGACGACGGGAACAAAUCGCAUACUCAAAGGGAAGACCUGGGAACCUCUCAGGAAGACCAACACAACUCGACCAGCACUCUGGUGUCCGACGAGCAGUCUUCCACGUCUUUGCCGAGCGUUCCACAGGACCAUGACCAAAAUGACGCGUCGCAGUCGAGUAGUCGAGUCCGUACUCCAGAAGAUGCCUCGUAUUCUCAGUCAGACUCGACCAACAGUCCGACAAGACACAAGAGGACUGCUAGCGGCUUGCUGAAGGCCGUUGACACUCCCAAUGAUCAAAGACCACGCGCCGAGAGUGUGAGUUCGGCUGGCAGCAAGGCUGGCGAAGUUGCUGCUCAGCUCAAAACUCGACUUGCAUACGCCAUGGUCAAGGUCCAACAUGGCUGGGAACAUCGCAAUAUCAAUGAAGUCGAGCAAUUGGCUGCUGCUUUACGUCCACGCAUGGCUGCAUCACCACCAGCGUCCAGUGCACCAAUCGAUAUCCGAUCACCACCCUCGAAGAGACGCUCCGGAGCAGGAACAGUUUCCUGGUCAUUACCAGACACGAGUCCGGCCAUAAACGGUUCAUCACAGAACAAUCACACCUUCAGACGUCCUUCGGCUUCUUCUCCACCCGCACAAGUUCCAUCGACACCCAAGCCGCGUCCACCACCUGUGCGCGCAACCAUGCCAACCCAGCAGGCCGAACAAGACGCAAUGGAUGCUUUGAUGUUGAUGGGUGGCAGUCCAGGUAAAGGUGGCAAGUUUUCACAGUCUUCAUCGCAGCAGACGCCGCACUCUCAAUCACAGCAAAUUUGGCACAGUCAAGGCUCCACAAAGUCUCUGAGUCGUCGCCAUCCUGAUUCUCCUACUGCCACGGAAAGAUCACCCAAGCGUCCGGCAGUCUUGAGUCGCAAUAACAGCAGUACUUCGGAAGUAAGUGUUGCCAACAGCGAAGUCCGCGAAGCUAGAGAAAGAGUCCUUGAUGAAGUUGAAGAGGCGGCAUGA